Monascus purpureus is the source of this 1059-nucleotide messenger RNA. Lineage: Eukaryota; Fungi; Ascomycota; Eurotiomycetes; Eurotiales; Aspergillaceae. The record is from the annotation of a GenBank genome assembly.
AUGAUAUUCACGGAGAAUUCAAGGCAGGAUCCUGUCGAUAUCCUCCAAGACAGUCUUCCUUUUAUCCUUCCUAGUAUAGACCGCGUCUCGCUUCUAUCCGGUGAAUCCUACUCUUAUUACUCUCCCAAGCCAGUCUCAAUUACGGAUCAAAAUGCAUCGACAUCUCCUAGCAACCAACCAAGCCAGCCGUACGUUCUUGGUGUUGAUGAAGCUGGUCGCGGCCCUGUUCUAGGUCCGAUGGUCUACAGUGCUUUUUACCUACCCAGCCAUCUUCAUCGCUCGCUCUUGACUCACGAGUAUAGCUUCAAUGACAGUAAAACACUCACCCCCGGCGUUCGCUCCAAUCUGAUGCGAUUACUUUGCACUCCUGGAAAUUCACUCUUCAAGUCCUGUGGAUGGGCAGUCAAAGUUCUUUCAGCGCGAGAUAUUUCGUCAGGCAUGAUGCGGCCGGGAACCGGGAUCUACAAUUUAAAUGCGCAAGCAAUGGAUGCUACCAUCGAAAUCAUCCGCGGCAUUGUAGAGGAUAGGAAAGUGGAUGUAAGAGAGGUCUACAUUGAUACUAUUGGGAACCCAACAACCUAUCAGCAAAAAUUAGAACGAAUCUUCCCUUCGCUGAAAAUAACGGUGGCGAAGAAGGCAGAUUCGUUGUAUCCAUGCGUCAGUGCCGCAAGCGUUGUUGCCAAAGUGACUAGGGAUGCUGGAUUGGAAGUGUGCUACGAGAAAUUGCUCGGAAGUCAACAAGAUAUCAAUCAACAAUCCUCCCAAAAUCUGCGGACCACAGAAGGUUGGGGCAGUGGUUAUCCAUCAGAUUCUAAGUGUGUGGGCUGGCUGCAGAGGAACAUGAAUCCUAUUUUUGGUUGGCACAAUGUCUGCCGAUUCAGCUGGGGUACUGCAAAAGAAAUGCUGGAGUUGAAAGGAGGGACCACAGUCGACUGGCCUGUAUAUGAAGAAAAUAAUGCGAGUCUAACAGACUUUCUUUGUACGCCGGGACCAGGGAAGAAUGCCAGUGAUGACGGAUUGCGGGAAUGGUAUGGACAUAAAGCAACGGAAAUCUUAUGA